Messenger RNA from Lytechinus variegatus (green sea urchin), 3569 nucleotides. RefSeq names its product phosphatidylinositol 3,4,5-trisphosphate 3-phosphatase and dual-specificity protein phosphatase PTEN-like. The record is from RefSeq and is a predicted model, not a curated record. The coding region runs from base 294 to 1490 and encodes 398 amino acids. Gene Ontology annotation, biological process: cell motility; negative regulation of cell population proliferation; regulation of phosphatidylinositol 3-kinase/protein kinase B signal transduction. Gene Ontology annotation, molecular function: protein tyrosine phosphatase activity; phosphatidylinositol-3,4,5-trisphosphate 3-phosphatase activity; inositol-1,3,4,5-tetrakisphosphate 3-phosphatase activity. Lineage: Eukaryota; Metazoa; Echinodermata; Echinoidea; Temnopleuroida; Toxopneustidae. Gene Ontology annotation, cellular component: cell projection; plasma membrane; nucleus. The transcript is spliced from 10 exons.
CCGCAUCACAAACUUCUCUGUUUAUAAUAUUGUUCCGCUUAAAUUGCACUUACCGUGGAAAACUUUUUUCGUUUCGAGGGAAGUUAUGUUUGGAUUUUUAUUUUCUGUUGUUUGUACCUGUCCGGCACUGUGAGAAGUGACUUUGAGUGUCCUCAAUAUUUCAGCCUCAUCCUUUCUUGGACAUGAUUAGUUUUAUCGAAUAUUCUAGGAAAGAAUAUUAAAGUCGAGACAAGAAGGAAUACAAGUCAGUUUGGAUUAUCGCGACAGCUCUGUGCAACUCCAUUCGCUCAAGAAUGGCAUCAAAGUUGCGCAAUAUGGUGAGCAAGAAGAAGCGAAGAUUCAUUGAUAAAGGCUUUGACUUGGACCUGAGUUAUAUUUAUCCCAAUAUUAUAGCCAUGGGCUUUCCUGCAGAGAAUCUAGAAGGAGUCUACAGGAACAAAUUAGAAGAUGUCGUUAAAUUUUUCAAUGAAAAGCAUGGGGAAAGGUACAAGGUGUACAACUUAUGCAGUGAGAGGAAUUACGAUACGACCAAAUUCUACAACCGGGUUGCACAUUAUCCUUUUGAUGACCACAACCCACCGAGAUUAGAACUCAUCAGACCGUUUUGCGAAGAUCUAGACAACUGGCUUGGGGCCGACGGUCAGAACGUGGCUGCAAUACACUGUAAAGCCGGCAAGGGCCGGACCGGUGUGAUGAUCUGUGCAUAUAUGUUACAUAGGAGACUGUAUCAGACGGCGAACGAGGCGUUAGAUUUCUAUGCAUCAAAGAGGACGAAGAACAGAAAGGGAGUAACGAUACCGUCACAACGGCGGUACGUGGAAUACUACGGCGAUCUGAUCAUCAGGGAACUGGAGUACAAGCCCACGACGCUUCUCCUGACCCGCAUUGAUCUCGAGACGGUGCCUAUGUUUAACGGCGGUUCAUGCGCUCCAGCGUUCGUCAUUUACCAACAAAAGGUCAAGAUCUUCUCAUCACAACCUUACGAGGUAGCGAAAAAGGAAAGGAGCGUGAGGUGUGAGUUCCCGCUGCCCGUGCCAAUCUGUGGGGACAUCAAAAUAGAGUUCUUUAACAAACCAAAUAAACUCAAAAAGGACCGGAUGUUCCAUUUCUGGUUCAAUACCUUCUUCGUGGCCAACUCCAACCUCCUCAACUCAAGCAGCCAGCACGAUCUUGCCAACAACGGUUCCGACAACUCAUCGCAUUGCAGUGAAGACAUCGAGGCUUUAGACACAGACUGUACGGUCCUGAGGUUACGGAAAGACCAGUUAGACCGUGCCAACAAAGACAAAACAAACAAGUGGUAUUCCCCUAAUUUCAAGGUCAUCUGUUACUUCAAACGGGUGGAGAACGAGAAGCCCAGGAGACCGUCGGGGGACAGCAACGACCAUUCAUCGGGUACGAGUAGCGACCACGAGAACAGCGAUGGAGGAGACAUCUCGGAAACAGACUCAGAAUCAGAAUGGGAUGUGACAGAGAUCACCCAUGUAUGACAGCGGCAGAUCAAAGGUCUGCUGCUCGGACAGUAUCUCCAGAGGCUGCUGAAGCCUCCAGUAGAUUAGUAGACGAGAUGCAAGCGCUGUCUGGCUGUAUGCAAGCAGUGGAUAGUGCAUGCUCCAUCUGUGCUCCUCCUCGACGAGGUUAGACGCAUCGUCUAGAUAUUAUGAAGGACUGCAUGUAUUGAAGAGAGUGUCAUUCGCUUAUUUACCUCAGUGGGUUGAUGGAGAGAGACAAAGCCAUACUGUCGCCUCUUCAACUUAAUUUGUUUCAUCAGUUGGUUCGUCUCCCAAACUGAAACCGCACACUAGAGGGCGACAUUUUUCAGCUCACAUCGUUUGUUGGCACGUGCGGAGAUACGACAUGGAAGACUCACCGGUCAAAGUUCUUCCAGCUUCCAUUGUGGAUGUAUCUGUAAAAAGAGGUAAAGACAUCGCUGAUGUCAAAGCAACAUUUAUAAAACAUAAUGUUAUUCAUUGCAUACACAGAAACAAACUCAUCAUUCGACUGCAAUUUUGUUCAGUAUCCAUCCACUCCUGAUUAUAUUUCAUCAGGUUGAAUGAAACGGUGUCCUCAUUUGUUGCUCAUUCUCUAUCAACUCUGGAACCAUGAUUUUAUUUAACCUGGCAUGACACAACUUAAGGAAACUGGGUACCCCUUGUCCAUAAUCCUCAUGACAGAUUCUGCCCUUAGGCUGUGGCUGAUUACGAUCAAUGCGUUUAUGGGAAUGUCAUCAUUAUACAUGGUAAGCCUUGUAUAUCUGUAGCCCAAGAAGACUAUCACAAGGUUUAGUGAGGCAAGGAUGAAUGAUUUUGUAGCCAAUCUUACAAAAUCGCAUGAGACCGUGGUCAUUUGUAUUACCAAAGCAUUCAGUGGAAUUGAAAAUGUAUAUUUAGAAGUUUUAGAUAGGGAAAGUCUUAUAGGCUUGAAAUGCAAUUACCAUCUCCUUACGGGAUGGAUCGAAGUUGUCCCACCGGCGAGCACUUCAAGCCUACGCGAUGCCAAUUGUUUUGCUCUGUGAGAUGAUUAUAGGUGUAAUGUUCUUGCCAAGUGUGCCCCUCAUCACACACACAUCAUGGGAGUCUAUUUUAAUGUAGGUCUGAGCCAUCUCUGAUGAAAGGAAAAUGAGUGGGGCAAAACUACUCCGAUGACAUUAAAAUGAGCGUAUACGUUGACGAUUAUGUGGGUGAACUUUUACGCGCUCACUUCAGACGCACAACCUGUGGGCCCAGUGACACAAGGCUUAGCGAUUAAUCGUAUGACAAACUUUUAAGAUUGAUUGCAUUUACCACAAUGUGCAUCAAUGACAAAUCAUACAUUUUAUCGCUAAGCAGUGUGUUAUUAGAAAAAGGUGUAUGGUCAAACCUGCCCUAGUGGGUACCAGUAUAGAAGCAGGGGCUGCGGAACGGUUUUCAAAGUGGGGGGGGGGCUGACCAUGCCAAAAAUCACAAUCAUAUGGUCAUUUUUGUACAUGGUUUGGGAUAAAGCCCCCCCCCCUCCUGCUUCCGCGCCCCCUGAGAAAGGCCACCUGUCUGUAAAGACUGCUAUUUUUGUUUCCCUUCGAUAAUUUUCUCCAUCGAAGCAUGUAUGACAGGAAAUCCGUCCACAUUGGAACCUGCUCAUAAAGUCUGCAUUUCUUGUCUAUCCUUGGUGGUCAUUGUAGGCAGGUUUGACUGUCCGUAGCCAGCUAAGUGAAAGUUGAACCUAGAUGUUAAUUAGACAAACUGGGGGGUGUUUCACAAAGUGUAAACUGUGACUUAAGAGUCAUGCUUAAAUGCCAACGCGCUCAUGUUGUUUAACAGGUAAUUGAUUGAUGGAUACGCGGUAAUGUGCAUUCCAUUCACAUGAUCCGACCAAUGUGGUGAGGCGUCAUAAAACGCACACAACUGAAAUUUCAGUGCGACUCUAAUUAACACUUAACUCGUGAAACACCCUAGAGUUGUUGUGGAGAGCAUUUUGGAUAGCACCAAACAGAAACGAGCCAAAAUGUAAUUUAGUCAAAGAGCAAAUUCAAAAUUAAAGGAAACCAAAACCCAAGGAGAGUAGCAAUCUUAUUGGAAAGAGUAAAAUGAGAG